AACCUACAAGCGGCGAAGGAUUUCGAUUUCGAGUGGUAAAAUGGUUGGCUACCCGAGCAACGUAACCCUAAUACUCCUCUGGUAGUUGCAGUAUAUCCAAAUCCCUCCUCCAAUUCGAAUUCGAUUCCCCACCCCCACCCCACGCUCCCUCCCCUCGAAUCUAGGGUUUCGCCGGAGCCAUGGACCCCGGCGGCGGGGCCGGGGGCGGGAGGAGGGCCGGCUUCGAGCGCGCCUGCCGCCUGCCCAACACCGUCCACUCCGAGAUCGCCCCCGCGCUGCCGCUCCCCACGCUCCCGCCCGCCCUCGGCGACGGCGACGACCGCCACGACCAGCCGCUCGCCGACCCCGACCGCCCCGACAUGAUCAUGCAGGCCGCCAACAUCGCGCGCAUCCUCGCCCACACCGACGUCUCCCACCUGGGCUUCACGGAGGCGGACAACGUCCACGCGGAUCCCACCCACUGCUCCUGGCUCUGGAGGGAGGUGCUCAACCACAACCCCGACGCCUUCCGCAUCAAACCCCAAGAAUGUCACACUGACUGCCUUGGACUAACCGACGAAACAUUUGUUCCCCUUGAAGGCUAUGAAAAUCAAAAUCAGGAGCACGAGAAGCAUUUUGAGCAUGUCACGCCAAACUUUAAUAACAUGCGAAAGGAGCAUGUAUUUCCUCGGGAUGACAUUAUCCCACACAGAGAGCAUCUUCAGAAUAAUCUAUCACCAGAUUCAAUUGCUUCAAAGAAGCCAAAAGUUAGGAAGAAAGAAAUCCACAAUUCUGCUUCAAGUUCUGACCCCAGCAUCCCUAAUAGUCAAGAAAUCAUCGGCAAUUUCUGUGAGAUGGUAGAGGAUUUCUGUGGAAAAGCAGAACUUCCUGAUGAUGCAGAUGGUGAUGAGUGGCUAUCAAUUCCACUGAAUGAUGCUAAAGUUCUUGUAAAUGAAAUCACAUCUGUUCGGUCAAAGAAGAUUUUGCAUGAGAUUCCUAUGGAUACACUUGCAAGGCUAUUACAUGUGAUAGACCGUCAGAUCCGGUGUUCUCAAGGUUUAUCAAUCGAUGUGAAGGAAAAUGCUGAUGCUGCAGAUGCUGAACCCUUGGUUUUCUCUGCUUUGGAGUCGAUUCAUGCAGCAUUAGCUAUAAUGACCCACCAUGACAUGCCAAAGCAGUUAUAUCGAGAAGAACUUAUUGAGCGAAUUCUGGAUUUCUCACGGCAUCAGAUCAUUGAUUGUAUGGCUGCAAGUAACCCAACUUUUCGAGCUCUUUACAAACCAGCUGAAAGAGUCACAAAUGAUGGUGAUGAGGAUGAAGAAGACAUGGAAAAUGGACCAGCUAACAAAAGGAGGCGUACUACUACUUUAAACAUGAGAAAAUCUUCUACAAACAGAGUUUCUGCUUCUAUACAUUCAGCUGUACAGAAACUAUGCUUGAUUUUGGGCUUUCUUACGGAACUUCUGACAACAGUGCGCUUAUCAGAUAGUUGUAUCCUGCAGUUAGCAAAAACAUGCUUUACUACAUUCUUGGUGGACAAUAUGCAACUUUUACAAUUGAAGGCAAUUUCUGUCAUUUGCAUGGUUUUUUCAUCAUACACACAACACAGGACUUACUUGGUUGAUGAAACACUUGUUCUUCUACGUAAGCUACAAUUUUCAAAAAAUGCUAUUAGAACUUACCAUCUAGCAGAUGAAGAACAUAAGCAAAUCCAGAUGAUAACAGCAUUAUUAGUUCACCUGGUUCAGUUCAGUGCAAAUGUUCCUGAUAAUUUAAAGGGAACAGUAAACUGGAGCACUAUUGUUGAUGCAUCAGUUGAUGCUAGUUAUCCAAUCAAAUGCCAUGAAGCAGCAACGGAAGCUUGUUGCCUUUUUUGGACCAAUGUGCUUCAACGUUUCACUGCUGCUAAAUCUCAGGAUAUGUCAGAAGCCAAAGGGAUUAUAGAUAACCUUGUACAGGACUUGCUAACCAUACUAAACUUGCCUGAGUAUCCAGCUGCUGCCCCAGUACUUGAGGUUCUCUGUGUGUUACUGCUUCAAAAUGCUGGAUUGAAGUCAAAGGAUACCUCUGCUCGUUGUUUUGCUAUCGAUCUUCUUGGUGGUAUUGCAUCAAGGUUGAAGCGUGAUUCGGUUAUCUGUAGCAAGGAGAAGCUUUGGAUAUUGCAAGAACUUACUGAUACUGAAAGCGAUGGAUCAAAAAUCUUGAAGAAUAAAUGCUGUGUUUGUCUUGGUGGAAGAGGUAUAAAUAUGGGAUGUGAUGUCUGUGGAAGAUGUUUCCAUUCAGAUUGUGUGGGUGCUGUUAGUCAGGAAAACUUACAGUGUGAUUAUGCCUGUCCGUUAUGCUUUUGCAAACGGCAGCUCAGUGUGUUGCAAUCAUAUUAUGAGUUACAGAAUAAAGAGAAUGGCAAAAGAAAUGCUGCCUCUCAUCGGAAGAAAUCUACUGUACCUGAUGAGCUGACAGCAGUGGAUAUUGUUCAGCAAAUACUUUUGAGUUAUAUUCAGGAAGCUGGUCCGCAAGAUGAUGGGAACCUGUUUACACGAUGGUUCUAUCUCUGCAUGUGGUACAAAGAUGAUCCACAUUCUCAAGAGAAGAUUAUCUACUAUCUUGCCAGACUGAAAACUAAAGAGAUUCUGCGGGAUUCUGGUAAUGGUUUGGUAUUAUCCAGAGAUUGGGCUAAGAAAAUUUGUUUGGCACUUGGCCAGAAGAACUCAUUUUCUAGGGGGUUCGAUAAAAUUCUUUCCCUCCUUUUGGCUAGCUUGAGAGAAAAUUCUCCUGUAAUAAGAGCAAAGGCCUUGCGUGCAGUCAGCAGUAUAGUUGAAGCUGAUCCUGAGGUCUUGGGUGACAAACGCGUCCAGUCUGCUGUUGAAGGAAGGUUUUGUGACUCAGCUAUUUCUGUCCGUGAAGCUGCACUUGAGCUUGUAGGUAGACACAUAGCUUCACAUCCUGAUGUGGGCCUGAAGUAUAUUGAGAAAGUGGCUGAGCGGAUAAAGGACACAGGAGUAAGUGUUCGCAAACGUGCGAUCAAAAUCAUCCGUGAUCUGUGUGCUUCAAAUCCAAACACGGACACCACUCGUGCCUUUGUGGAAAUUAUUUCUCGUGUUAAUGAUGAGGAGUCUAGUGUACAGGAUCUUGUUUGUAAAACAUUUUAUGAGCUAUGGUUUGAAGAACCAACUGGGAGUCAUAAGCACUUGGUUGCUGAUGGUAGUUCAGUUCCUAUGGAGAUUGCAGUAAAGACUGAACAGAUUGUUGACAUGUUGAGAAAUAUGCCCAAUCACCAACCCCUCAUUACCAUUAUAAAACGUAAUUUGGCUCUUGAUUUCCUUCCACAGUCAGCUAAGGCGACAGGCAUCAACUCAUCAUUUAUGUUAUCCCUACGGAAGCGUUGUGAGUUGAUAUGUAAGCGCUUGUUGGAAAGAAUACUGCAGGUGGAAGAGGGAGCUGCUAGUGAGACUGAAGUCCAUGCGCUUCCUUAUGUGCUUGCCUUACAAGCAUUUUGCGUUGUUGAUCCCACCCUCUGCACUCCUGUAACUGAUCCUUCUCAGUUUGUUGUGACACUUCAACCAUACCUUAAGAAUCAGGUUGACAAUAAAUCAACGGCCCAGUUGCUUGAAAGUAUAACUUUUGUAAUUGAUGCUGUUCUUCCGCUCAUAAGGAAGCCACCACAAUCUGUGGUUGUAGAGCUAGAACAGGAUCUGAAGCAGAUGAUUGUUCGGCACUCUUUUUUGACAGUUGUGCAUGCCUGUAUCAAGUGUCUUUGUGCCCUUAGCAAAGCAGCAGAUAGAGGGCCAAUGUUAUUGGAAUACCUUGUUAACAUUUUUUAUAAGCAUCUUUCUGGUUCUAAUUCUGAUAGUCAGCUUUUGGGCCGAUCAUUGUUUUGUCUUGGACUCCUCCUUAGGUAUGGUUCUCAACUCAUGGCAGCAUCUGAAAAUCAACUUGAUUUCCCAAAGAUUAUUGACUUGCUCAAGAGGAGGUAUCUUCUCAAGGAUGAUUUCAGCUUGAAGGUUCGAGCUUUGCAGGCCCUGGGGUACAUACUUAUUGCAAAACCUGAUUUUAUGCUACAUAAAGAUAUCUUAACCCUAAUAGAGGCAUCACUGUCUUCUGACGUUGAUUAUAGACUAAAGAUUCAAGGAUUGCAAAACCUUCUUGAGUAUCUCCGUGAUGCGGAAAGCCAACUCAAUACGGAGAGCACCAGCAAGCCACCUGUACACUAUGCAACAAAUGGUGGUAGUGAAGUGCCUGUUGCUGCUGGUGCUGGAGACACUAACAUAUGUGGUGGUAUUAUCCAAUUAUAUUGGAAUUCUAUUCUUGAAAGAUGCUUAGAUAUAAAUGAUCAAGUCCGUCAAAGUGCACUAAAGAUUGUUGAAAUUGUUCUUCGCCAGGGUUUGGUUCACCCCAUUACCUGUGUUCCACACCUUAUAGCACUAGAAACAGACCCACUGGAGGGGAAUUCAAAGUUGGCUCAUCAUCUUUUAAUGAAUAUGAAUGAAAAGUAUCCUUCAUUUUUUGAAAGCCGAUUAGGUGAUGGCCUGCAGAUGUCCUUUCGAUUUUUUGAGUCCACAAUUAGCAAUCAUAACAUGGUGGCCACAAACAUGAAAUCGAAUCCAAUUGCCUUUGUUAAACCUGGGAUAUCUCGAAUAUACCGUCUGAUCCGUGCAAACCGGAAUUCCAGGAACAAAUUUGUACACUCAAUAGUCCGUAAAUUUGAGGCUGACAACCGCAGUUACCCCACAGUUAGCUUUCUUGUGUACUGUGCUGAAGUUCUUGCCUCUCUCCCGUUCACAAGCCCUGAUGAGCCACUUUAUUUGAUAUAUGAUAUAAAUCGGGUUAUUCAAUUAAGAGCUGGAGCAGUUGAGUCAAGUUUGAAAAAUUGGACUUCCAUGUAUCAGCACCCAGAAAUGGUGGGCAUGCCAAGAGACACUGGUGAUGCUGUUAUGCAUGAGGCUGGGGGAUACUCAAACCAAAAUUUGAUUGAUGUUUCUCAAAUGAUGCUUGGCAAUACAUGCAGCAUGCCAGUUGUUAACAUGGCCAAACUUCAGGAAGAUUGCCAUGGUGCGAUAGCUCUGCAGCUCCUUCUCAAACUGAAGCGACAUCUGAAAACUGUCUAUAGUUUAACCGAUGCCCGCUGUCAGGCAUUUUCUCUGAAAGAUCCACCAAAAUCUGGUGAAACAAUCUCCAAGCAGAAUAUCCCAUUUAACAUUAGUAAUACUAACACCAGUUUGCCAAGCUGCCAUCAGGAUGCAGCACGUGUCUACCAGGAUUUCAAGACAGUGCUGCGAGAAGACACUGUAGACUACGGAAUGUACACUGCUUCGGCCCAGAAAAAGCGUCCAACUCCAAGAAGCUCAACGAGAGUAAGAAGGCCAGCGGCUGUUACAAGAGGCCGUGGCGGGGGUGGUGGUGACGAUGAAGACACCGAGGACGAAGAUUGGACUGGCAGGGCAAGAGUGCUGGACUUCAGCGCUCAGGGUGGGCGAGUAACAAGGCAGAGGGUUCAAGUAUGACUGUUGACUGCUUUUGUACAUUGUAGGAAAUUUUAUAGGUGACAUGGGGUGGGGGACUUAGGUUGUCUAGGGGCCAUUUUAGUAUAUAGAAGCAGAAAGGAAAGGAAGAUAGCUUUUACUUAGAUGCCAUUAAUUUGGAGCACUCCUUUUCUUGCUUGCUGUUGCCCAUUUUAGUUGUUGUAAUGUAAUUGUUGUCGGGCUCUGGCAAUACUGAAAAACAGGUUGUGCUCCUUUCUAAUUCAAUGGAAAAGAAAGGGUUUUCUUUUGCUUCUCA
Oryza brachyantha (malo sina) is the source of this 5754-nucleotide messenger RNA. RefSeq names its product sister chromatid cohesion protein SCC2. The transcript has 29 exons. Gene Ontology annotation, biological process: replication-born double-strand break repair via sister chromatid exchange; establishment of mitotic sister chromatid cohesion; establishment of protein localization to chromatin. Gene Ontology annotation, cellular component: Scc2-Scc4 cohesin loading complex. NCBI's taxonomy places the organism in Eukaryota, Viridiplantae, Streptophyta, Magnoliopsida, Poales, Poaceae. The coding region runs from base 180 to 5480 and encodes 1766 amino acids. The record is from RefSeq and is a predicted model, not a curated record. Gene Ontology annotation, molecular function: chromatin binding.